UUUUUAACUAUCCUGUCUAGCAGGAGCAGGAGAGGCGACCGGAGCCUCGUGGGGUCUGGGGGGGGAAGAGGUUUAAAAAACCAGCCCGAACUCACUGCCGCUCGACCGAGAGAGAGACGCCGGAGACCACCGGCCAGCAGCAGCCGCUCGUCGGUGCUAACCGCCUAAUAUAAUGCUCUUGCAAACGGGGACGCCGUGCCUUUCUGGGAAGCUGCUCUUUUGAUGUCCCCUCUGAUUUUUUUUGAAGAUCAGGAGCAAGUGUUACUAAAAUAAGCAAAAACAGAGGAGAUCAAAUGCACUAUAACUGUUGACUGGCAGGUGCUGAGGGCGCAGGCUGGAAAUGGUGUCUCUCAGGCCAGGGACUGCUCUGGUCUGAAGGUCCUGCUGUGGUGGAGCUCACCCUGGUAGCCCCACCACAUCGGCACGGUGUCGGAUGCGACUGAGAACGUGGCAGCAAAGGAGGAAGGAAGGACUUGCGCGACUCCCCGGCUCACCGCUUGCCUGCCCUCUGACAGCCGUGGACUUGACAUGCCGUCGGCCUGAUGGAGGAGUAGCUCGAGCGGGAGAUACGGAGCAAAGAAGAAGUUUCCCAGGCAACGUUGCCAGCAAGGCGGAGCCGUGCGGCGUGGCGGUCGGCGACGCUGCGGAGGAUGACCAGUCUGUUCCGGCGCAGCAGCAGUAACGGUGGGUCGCGGGGAGGCGGCUCGGCCGCGGGGGAGCUCAACAACAGCCGGCCCGCCCGGCAGGUGCGGCGCCUGGAGUUCAACAAGGCCAUGGAGGACUUCAAGACCAUGUUCCCCAGCAUGGACUACGAAGUCAUCGAGUGCGUCCUGCGCUCCAACAACGGUGCCGUGGACGCCACCAUCGACCAGCUGCUGCAGAUGAGCAUCGACGGCCAGGGCUCCGAUGACAGCUCUGACUCGGACGACAGCAUCCCUCCAGAGAUUUUAGAACGAACACUGGAGCCAGACAGUUCUGACGAGGAGCCCCCACCUGUGUACUCCCCACCAGCCUAUGCCAUGCACAUCUACGACAGGAAGUACCCUGAGCCCCCACCCACCCCGCCGCCCAGGUUCGAGGCGCAGCCUGCCCCCGGACCCCGGCAGGUGCGCAACUACAGGAACUGGAACCCGCCGCUGCUCGGAAAUCUGCCCGACGACUUCCUGCGCAUCCUGCCUCAGCAGCUGGACAGCAUGCAGGGGUCCCAGAGCAGCCUGUCUCAGCCGUCGUCAUCGUCGUCGUCCUCGCUUUCGUCUGUGAGCCAGCGACCAACACCUGGCGCCGGGACGGGGCCGGUCGGCGCGGUGACGGAGCAGGAGCGAAAGCUGAAGCAGUACCUGGAGGACGAGCGCAUCGCCCUCUUCCUGCAGAACGAGGAGUUCAUGAAGGAACUGCAGCGCAACCGAGAGUUCCUCAUGGCGCUGGAGAGAGAUCGGCUGAAGUAUGAAUCAAAGAAAUCUGGGUCCGCUCAUUCAUCCGCUAGCAUGGAGAGUUCCACAGCAGGAGAGCACUGCCCCUCCGGCUCUGGAGAAGCCUGCUCGCCUGUCUCCGAAGAUGCCUUGUUUCGGGACAAACUCAAGCACAUGGGAAAAUCGACGAGGAAGAAGCUGUUCGAGAUCGCCCGAGCCUUCUCCGAGAAGACGAGGAGGAGAAAGAGGAAGAGGAGGAUGCUGCUGAAGCACCAGUCACUGGGAAUCGCUGCCUCUACAGCCAACCUGCUGGAUGAUGUGGAGGGGAACCCGUGCGAUGAGGAGGGUCAGCUCAGGAGACCAGCUGCUCAGGAAGAGGAGGAGCCCCACAAGGAAGUGUUGUCAUGAUCUGUCCAGACCUGCCACUUCGAGGUUUCCACGGUGUCCGCAGAAUGACCCUGUGACUAUUGGCAGCUCUGACUCCUCCCUCCUGACUUAGACCAGCCAAUUGCACGCGGUGCCAGUGACCCGGGAAGCAUCUCCUCCUACCCCGCCCAGCCAGUGAGGAGCCGAGGCCGCCUGAGACCCCACCCACCUCAGCCUGAGCCCCUCCCCUUCGUAACUGCAUUAGACUUGGAGUGCUUAUGGAACUUUGCGCCUGAAAGAACUGAACUAAUGCAGUUAUCAGAUCUGAUAUUAUUUUGCCCCCCCACCCCCGAUUAUCUAUCAGCCAUUGUCCAUAUGAUUUAACCAUAUAAAUUUUGCUAUUCAUUCUAUUUGUUAGGUUAUCUAUAUGUAUAUUUGCUUCAGGCUAAUGCUCCCCCCACUCUGUGGUCAUAACCGAUGGGAGUAGAGGCUGUAGUUACAAUUUGGGUCAGGCAUUAUGCUACUCAACACAUCACAUGCAAGCUGGUGUCCAGCUGGUCUCUUCCGCAGAUGCCCCCGAUAGAGGCAAGCUGCGGCAGCCCAGCCGAUCCGAUUCUGCUCGGUCCCGCCCCACCGAGAGCCUCUUUGUGGGUCACUAAGCUCAAAGCCAGGGCAUCUGAACCACUGGUAGAAUGUCUGCAGCAUUGAGCUGCCCGAUCAAGAUCGACCGGCACCAACCCCUCGCACCACCUAGCCGCCGGGAGCCGGUCAACACUGGGGGGUUGGCAGAAAGUGGGGGAGGAGGGACCCAGGAACUGAUUGCUCGCACAUCCCCCUGCCCCCCCCCCUUGCCCGAGGGUAUUCCCGAAAGUCACCCGUAUUUUGCGUCCUCCCUCGUUCAUUCACAGCUGCAUCUCAUUUUUCCGAUGCCAAAUUCCACUGUAUCUCAGCCUAUGGGGAUUCCACGUUUUGACAGGUGAUCCGUCAGAAGCACCUACAAAAAGCUCUUUGCGAGGGGGGAAAAAAUGAACUACACGAACUGUCCCUCAAAUCUACACUGCCAUAUCUUACAAUUUUUUUUUCCAGUUUUAUGUGAAGCUUUCAUCUAAAAGGGGUGAAGCUAUACAUAGGACCAGUAUUAACAUUCUUAUUGAUGUAAUUACUAGGAGUUUUUGAUGUAGAGAAGUUUUAUUUACCCGUUAUUGAUGGUUGUGUUUUGUUGUAAACGAAAGGCUUUUCAAGUGAUGCCUCUAUGAGGACUGGCAUUAAUCUUAAGAGAGUCUUUGGAUGUAAUGGUAGAACCUUAUUGAAUCACUUUGAAAUUAAUGUUUGGCCAAAUAUAAGGAAAAUUUGAGUUGAGAGUUUUGUCUAGGUCUCAGUACCAGUGGUGAAUUAGUUGAUCAGUGGCUGUCGCAGGUCCUUAUUUGAGCUCAGGGAGGACUGAGACUGUGGAUAGAUAUGGGAGAUCCUGUGUGUGUUUUUUUUCUGCCUUCAGAGCUGUUGAAUGGAGUGCCACUAAUGUUUCCUUCCUUGUGGCAUUCUCAGCGAUGCAGGUCAGUUUUGUAUAGUAAUGUCGGGGGGGGGGGAACAGACAGGUUCAGCUUAAGAGCACAGUCCCAGUCGCACAGUCCCAGUCGCACCGGUGGCAGUGCUUGCUACAGGUCACGGGAAUCUAGGGAGCCAUACGGCGACCCUGUCCUCCAGCUGAUUGGAGAGCAGUCGCCUUUAACUGUCAGCCGUGGCUGAUGGCUCGGAAAUAACCUUGUUGCCGCCAACCUGACCAGGGGUUUAGAGCUCGGCUAUAUUGGGAAGGAGUCAGGUGCCUGGAACAGGCUGUAGAGCAGGGGGGCUUUGUAGUCUCACCCGCACAUACCAUUAAUCUGAAAUAUAUUUGAAGUUCUAAAAACUGUACAGCAGCAGGCGGCAUGGGUCUGUGUGGACCCCAGGGUACAGCUGCAUUGCAGGCAGCUUGAAGGAAGGCUGGGUCCACGGUGGGCCGUCCUGUGUGGCAGCCAAUCAGAGGGCUGCCGCUGGGUGCUGUUAUCUUGGUAUGACAGCCGUAGUCACCACUCCAGCGAUGGUCAUUGUGCUGUUCAAACAUUUCUGCAUUUCCCAGCAGCACCACUGAUUUUAACCAUUCACCCAUCUUCCUUCCCCCUUUGGCUCCCCUUUACUCAUUACUGGAUGCUCUUGUCGUUAAAGACACGCAUUUCUUUGCAUUAACAUAUGUUGCAACUUAGCUUAUGUUUGUCUGUCUGAUGUAGCCUCCAUGUUUUCAGUGAUGCAUCCGACCUGACCAGGAAUGAGGCUGCCGGCCUGUCUCACCACUUCAAAAAGCAUUUGGUCUGAGAGAAUUAUUAGAAAUGUUUAAUACAGACUGAUAUUAAACCCCCACUUAUCUGUAUCAGCGCGCCAGUCAGCCGUAACUGCAGCGAACAAAAGCCAUUCAUUCGCUGAUAAAUCUGUCAAAACAUUCGCAUUCCUUUGCACGUUGCUUAACAUCAAUUGCUAAGUGCCGGGAACAAAUUCCGUUUUAUCGUUCUUGAGAGAAAAAUGUCAGAUUAACAGUUUUGCGUGCAAGCUUCCGACAGACGUUUGUAUACAAAAAGAUUUCUUUUGGGGGCAAAGUCAAGAGUCAUGCCCGCUUGCAAAGAUGAAUUGUUCCUGAACUGAAGUGGAAGAGGGUAGCCAUUUUGACAGUAUGUGUUGUAACAACCAUAUACAUACUAGUAGGUGCAUAGACCUCUCAGGGAACGUCCGCAAACCUUUAUGCUCUAUCUGGUGCAAGCACAAUAGAUUAACUUUGGCUGGGCGAGAUUUGCUCAUUCAUUUUUACCCAGAAGUUUGUUUAAAAAAAAUCUAUUUUGAAAUGUAAUUUUCUGGACACAUACAUACAAAUGUUCUACGGAUUCAUUCAGACUAAACAGAAACCGCAUCUUAAAAAAAUCUGUCCUGCGUUGACAGGUUCACAAAGCGCUGUAAAUCCGAGUUAUUAGCCACUGACCGAUUUUAUAGCUGCCGUAUCUGGCAUAUUUUUCAUAGGCAAACUGGGGAGCCGACGUACCAGCCCAACCGGUGUGGUACGGUAAUCGAUUCCGACAUUUUUAGCCAUAUUCAUACCUGGAUCUUCUUGUAUAUACACCAAGUAAAGUCUUAGACAUGAUCCCUCCCCAGAAGUAACGAAUGUACGGAAAGGAGUUACGAUUUGACGGUGCACCAAUUUACACGUGGGCUCAUAACCCUUUCGUAAGAAUGUAUGCUAUAUGUGUGGGUGAGAAAAUGUUAAGGCAAAAAAUGACGAGUCAUGACUUUGUAUUUAACGAAGCGUAAUAUGUAUUUACUCGAUGACUGACAGGUUACUUCCGGAAACAAGCUAUUAACUGGAGUUUAUAUCAUUAAAAUGAAAUCCCGUUUAUAAUUCAGAAUUGCGUUUUUAUUUGCAGGGGGAAAUGGAGCACAAAUCGGCGGGUGGAUGAAAUUUGUGUGCUCCAGCCUCCCCUAAUAAUGUGUGAAGGCUCUGUAAAUGUCAUAAUUUCAAGAUUAUUUCCAGAUUUGAGAUUUCUUACACUUCAAAGAUGUUUAUUAGCUAUUGAAAUAAAAAAUGUGUUGUACCCCA
This is a messenger RNA of Paramormyrops kingsleyae, 5391 nucleotides long. The record is from RefSeq and is a predicted model, not a curated record. Lineage: Eukaryota; Metazoa; Chordata; Actinopteri; Osteoglossiformes; Mormyridae.